AUGAAGGCAACCACAUCUUCGGCAUCAACUGUCGUCUCGAAAGACAGAUUGAGCAUUUUUGAUGAGAAAACUCGAAAAAUCAUCGAGUCGGACAUGAUCAAAAUGCAUGGAAAAAACUAUGGGACAACAAAAACGACGAAUGCGGAGAAAAAGAAGAAUAAUAAGAAAAUUAAUCUGGUGGGCAUCCCAAAAGGCACUGAGGAGCAGGACAUAUAUGCGAAAAUGAUGAUGAGAAUGGUGGAAAAUAACGAGAAAUUCGAGAAUAAGGCGUUGGAGAGGCUGAUGAACGUUCUAGACGACGUUACGACGUCUUCUGAAGGAUCAGAAUCUCCGGUAACGUCAUCUGAAUCUCAGCAGCCGCUGCCACGUCAUCGAAUAAAAAAUUUAGAGGAACUGAGAAGAGAGCAUCUAGCAUCAUCUCCAGCUGUAUCUACUACAGUAUCCAAGAAGGAGGAUGAUAAUGACAUUGCUCAGCUUAAUUUGAUUACUGUAGUUGUUCCUGUCGUUCUGGCUGAUUUUUUUUGGAUUUUUCUAGAUUUUUCAAGAAUUUUUUUUGGAAUUUUUCUCCUUUUUUCCCCUUUCCGCCUAAAUUUUGUUUUUUUUUGCCCGAAAAAAGAGGAUAAAUUUGAAUUUUUGGAAUUUUUAACACAUUUUCACCCGAUUUUCAUCGAUUUUAACAGGUUUUCGUCGAUUUUCAGUGAUUUUUCAGCCAAGAAAAUGAUGAAUCCAUCAACGAUGAUGCCCUCACGAGGCUCUCGACGAAACAUCGAUGAAGUGAUGUGUCGAGCGGCGGCGCAUGCGAAAAAAGAGGAAUUCUUCAAGCAGGGUGGCUUUGAAUUCCAAUCGCUGGCCGGACAUAUUCUAGAGAGUUCUUGUAAACAUUCGAAAGAAAUUCAGGAGCCAAAUUGCUUGAAAUGCAAAUACGACAAGGAACUUGCGCUCGACGAGCUUCCCGAGAUGGUAUUCGCACGGAACUGCCUCCGCAUUCACUUCCAAUCGACGGGAUUCAUCGAAUUCAACACCCUCGACGCGCUGAAAAUGGUGAUUUCCGAUCGUCUGCCCGAUGUGCAGGUCGGCGCGUCGUCGGCGUGGCAAUCGUCACGAAAGGAUCGAAUUCAGGAGAUUCAGAAUCAUCAGAAGCCGUUUGAUUGGACAUUCACCACACAUUAUAAGGGAACGGUCAAUGGGUUGAAGGUUGAAAAACGGGAAAAAUGGGAUUUUCGAAAAAAUUCCGCCAAAAAAUCACUGAAAAACUAG
Messenger RNA from Caenorhabditis briggsae, 1257 nucleotides. Gene Ontology annotation, biological process: TOR signaling. The record is from RefSeq and is a predicted model, not a curated record. NCBI's taxonomy places the organism in Eukaryota, Metazoa, Nematoda, Chromadorea, Rhabditida, Rhabditidae. Bases 1 to 1257 code for a protein of 418 amino acids. Gene Ontology annotation, cellular component: cytosol. The transcript is spliced from 7 exons.